GUAACAGGGUACAAGUUUGUUAGCUUUUUGCCACGACGAGACAAUAAGAAAAGUCUGGGGGUAAAAUAUGGACUCCGCUCGCAAAUGAACCUUUUGAAUCUAGCCAAGAACGAAGGCUACGAAGCUGAGGCCAGCAAUGUUCGCUAAAAUAGUAAAACCUGGUGGAGAGCAGCCUGAUGACCUUGAAAAGUCUAUUGGUGAGGCUUUAUUAGAGCUAGAAGUAAACUCGGAAUUGAAGACACAAUUGAGAGAAUUAUAUAUAACUGGAGCAAAAGAGCUUGAUGUUGGUGAUAAAAAGAAAUGUCUGAUCAUCUUUGUUCCAGUGCCACUAUUAAGACAAUUCCAAAAGAUUCAGGUCCGUCUAGUACGAGAGUUGGAGAAAAAAUUCUCUGGAAAACAUGUAGUUGUUGUUGCUCAGAGGAGAAUCUUACCUAAACCAACAAGGAAGACACGAAAUCAAAAACAAAUGAGACCAAGAAGUCGUACUCUCACAGCUGUUCAUGACUCAAUCUUGGAUGAUUUGUGCUAUCCAUCCGAAAUUGUUGGUAAGAGUAUCCGAGUCAAGUUAGACGCCUCUAGAUUGAUCAAAGUUGUACUGGAAAAGGCUCAGCAAACUACAGUGGAACAUAAACUCGAUACAUUUGCCGCCGUGUACAAGAAAUUGACUGGCAAAGAUACUCAUUUCAGUUUUGAAAUAUAAAUUUUGAAAUGUA
Molecule: messenger RNA, 713 nt
Organism: Hydractinia symbiolongicarpus
Lineage: Eukaryota; Metazoa; Cnidaria; Hydrozoa; Anthoathecata; Hydractiniidae
Product: 40S ribosomal protein S7-like
Exons: 6
Coding region: 137-700 (187 amino acids)
Biological process (GO): translation; ribosomal small subunit biogenesis; rRNA processing
Cellular component (GO): ribosome; 90S preribosome; small-subunit processome
Molecular function (GO): structural constituent of ribosome
Source: RefSeq, a predicted model, not a curated record